AAGCCAGGAACUGCUUGCACACUUCUUUAAGGAGUGUCUGUGUGACUGAGAGCCUGAUGUAAAAGGAAGAACAAGCCUAACAACUCCCACUACAAGGAAACACUGUAAAAAAACAGACAGGACAAGUCUCUAGCUGAUUAGACGGAGCACAUUUGGCCACCAUAAUACAACUGAAACCUUCACCUCUGUGGGACUGUCAAAGGUGUCAACGAGAGAAACUUGUGUGGUCACCACAAUGACAAGCAUGAUGGGGUCUUAUUCCUGGACAGAGGGCCUGGACUGCUCAACUAUGGAUGGGGACCUCUCAGAUGGACUGUCCCCUCACAGGUCCCCCAGGGAGAAAGGUUCUGAGACUCGCAUUAGGAGACCUAUGAAUGCCUUCAUGGUGUGGGCUAAAGAUGAGAGAAAGAGGCUAGCAGUGCAGAACCCGGACCUCCACAAUGCAGAGCUCAGCAAGAUGCUAGGGAAGUCCUGGAAAGCACUGUCCCCAUCCCAGAAGAGGCCAUAUGUGGAAGAGGCGGAAAGGCUGCGAGUUCAACACAUGCAGGAUUAUCCCAACUACAAGUAUAGGCCCAGGAGAAAGAAGCAGAUAAAAAGAAUUUGCAAAAGGGUAGACACUGGAUUCCUUCUUGGUAGCCUCUCCAGAGAUCAGAACUCAGUGCCUGAUUCCAGAUGCAGGGCAACUAUGGAUAAGGAUGACAUCGGCGGGUACCCUACUGUGGCAGUUCUAUCAGACAUCCGCAGCUACAGAGACCCCCAGGGUAACGUGUCCAAACAUGAACAAACAUACCCUUAUGGGCUACCAACCCCACCUGAAAUGUCACCUUUAGAGGUCAUUGAUCAAGAGCAGAGUUUUUAUCCAUCCUCCUGCUCUGAAGAUCACCACCCUCACAUCAAUGGGUCUACAUAUCCCCCAGAAUACAACAGAAGCCCCAUUCUCUGCAGUCACCUGAGCCAAAUGCCAAUGGGUCAUACUGGGCCCUCAAUUAUACCACCUGUUUCCAGUUGUCCCCCACCAUAUUACAGCACUAAUUACCAUUCCAUGCAUCACACUUAUCAUGCCCACCUUGGGCAGCUGUCUCCACCUCCAGAACACCCUCGUUAUGAUGCGAUUGAUCAAAUUAGCCAAGCAGAGCUUCUGGGGGACAUGGACAGAAAUGAGUUUGACCAAUAUUUAAAUACACCUCUACCACAUGAACCAAGUGAAAUGACAGUAAAUGGCCAUAUUCACGUGUCACAGCCUUCAGAUCUUCAGCCCCCAGAAACCAGCCUCAUUUCUGUAUUAGCAGACGCCACAGCAACCUAUUACAACAGCUACAGUGUAUCAUAGGAUUCUACAAAAGUCCCAGUUUAAGCAAAUAAGCGAAUAGACCAUACAGUAUUACUGGUAUCAGAUCUACUCUAAGCUAUGAACUCCAGUCUCAAGGUUGCCAUAUCUGAUCAGGUUGCUACUAGUUCAUCUAUCUCCUCAGAGACUGGUCUCAUCAAUUCUUUUAACUUUUAGAGAGAAUGGUAGUGGGAUGAUUUUCAUAUCAUGAAGACAUCAUAGAAGUAUACACUGUAAGAAUUUGGACAGAUAAGUCAUUUUGUGCUUAGAACAUUUAACUGUACAAUAAUGAUCAUUAUCAAAUUCAAUAUACUCAUCAGUUGUUCAGAAUACACACUGGUAACUUUACCAAUUAAGAAGAAAAAAACACCACGGGCACUUAAUACAAUUAUUUUAACGAUCCGUUGGCAUCAGAACAUUUGAAGGACAAUAUAAUUAGCUUUAUGACUUUUGAUAUGACGCCGAACGUUUUUUUGUUGUUUUGUUUUUAAAAACCCAACUUUUUCUGUAUUUUUCCUGACAACAUUUUUUAUUUUUUAAAGGUUAUGAUUGUACAUUAUUAUUGAUAUGAUUGUCUGGUGUAAAAUAUGUUGUAAAAAUAAGACAAUUUUUUUUAAAUAUACAGUACUUUUUUUUUUUUCUUAAUAAAGUGAAUUAGCUUUACUAAAUUAUACCAUAUAACUAAACCCACUGAUACAGUUUGCAAUUUGGUAAUUUCUAGAUAGGAAUAGUGAAAACUUCGUUGCAUUUUUUUUAAAUUAAUUGGUAAUGUUAAUUGUCACUAUUCUAUAAACAGCUUAAAAUGUUUCACUACAAUAUAUUUUACAUGUAAUUGCAAUUUGAAUGGAUGUAAAUACGUUUACAUAAAUAUUUAAUUUAAAUAAAUAUGUUUUUAUAUAAUAAAAUACAUCGGGAAUGAA
Molecule: messenger RNA, 2247 nt
Organism: Bombina bombina (fire-bellied toad)
Lineage: Eukaryota; Metazoa; Chordata; Amphibia; Anura; Bombinatoridae
Gene: SOX7
Product: SRY-box transcription factor 7
Exons: 2
Coding region: 236-1330 (364 amino acids)
Biological process (GO): regulation of DNA-templated transcription; anatomical structure morphogenesis; cell differentiation
Molecular function (GO): RNA polymerase II cis-regulatory region sequence-specific DNA binding; DNA-binding transcription factor activity, RNA polymerase II-specific
Source: RefSeq, a predicted model, not a curated record